Molecule: messenger RNA, 660 nt
Organism: Saccostrea cuccullata (small rock oyster)
Lineage: Eukaryota; Metazoa; Mollusca; Bivalvia; Ostreida; Ostreidae
Product: melanocortin receptor 5-like
Exons: 3
Biological process (GO): chemical synaptic transmission; G protein-coupled receptor signaling pathway, coupled to cyclic nucleotide second messenger
Cellular component (GO): dendrite; plasma membrane
Molecular function (GO): neurotransmitter receptor activity; G protein-coupled serotonin receptor activity
Source: RefSeq, a predicted model, not a curated record
AAUAGGAAGAUUUUUCCAGGCCAGUGGAAUGUAUGUCGGUUUUUGUUGUGUGAGGUCAUUGCAUUGGACAUCUGCUCAUCAUAUCAUUUAGUAGCCAUCACCAUCAAUCGAUACAUCGCCAUUGUGAGCCAAUUACGUUAUCACGUCUACGUCACGACAAGGUCAACUAAAUACGUCAUAAUAUUUAUCUGGGUCAUGUCGCAAGGUGUCUGUGUAAUAAUGUUUACACUCUAUAAUCCAGAGGAAUACAUUCUGAGACAGGAAUCCUCAUGUCGGUUCGAGCUCAUCUUCUCCCUGGCUCACAUGUGUGUCUACUUCAUUUUUCAACUGAUUCUGCCACUUCUAUUUAUGAUUCCUAUGUACGCUAGAAUUGCUAAUAUUGCUAGAACACAGGCAAAGGCUAUAGCAAUUCUGAAACGACUUCCAUGGCAUAAAGACAGGGCAUGUUGUUUCCACAUCAACAAUCAUGAAUUGAAGUCAACAUUUAUGGUCUCCAUUCUAUUAGUGUCCUACACAGUUGCAUGGGUGCCUUUUAUGACAUACUCCUUUUACCGAAUACAGUGUGUUCAGGAUUGCUACUUCAGUCCUUUUAUACGGUACUACAUGUACUAUUACUAUUACCCAUCCACCACCUACCACUACAAAAGCAGUUGUCUCUGA